Molecule: messenger RNA, 1338 nt
Organism: Lactuca virosa
Lineage: Eukaryota; Viridiplantae; Streptophyta; Magnoliopsida; Asterales; Asteraceae
Source: the annotation of a GenBank genome assembly
AUGUUCUUUCUAUCAAGCCAAUACCUACCCGUGGAGAAGCUUAUCAUCUUACUUCUGAAGAGGAAAAAAGAAGGCAAAUCACAAUGGCCAAGAGAGCACAUGUGGAGCCAACUGCAUUCAGAACCCAAGGACGGCGCGAAGGACCAUUUAAUUCCAAAGGGAACAACAAAAGGACCUGCAAAAUUAUCAUCAGGUGAAAUUUUUAGUUUCCCUCCAUUAAAAGUUGAAACCGACCGCCAGGGAACCUUACUGGUGAACUUUAGGUAUCAACAUCAAUCUCUGGAGUUAGCUACUUCAGCAGUUAAUCUUCUGUUGUUUCUCACUAUAAGUCAUGGACAGAUCUUGGAUAAUAGACAAAUUGUUCUAGAUCACCUCAUAUGUUCAGGGUUCCGUCCAAACUACUUGAAAUGGGUAUAUCAUGGGGAGGACAUAACAGUUGCAUCAACAAGCACAACCCAUAACGAAGAAGAAAGCAUAUUUCACCAUGAAAUGUUGAAUGAUAUUUUUGAGAUGGAAGACAAUAGAGUGAAUCCAACUCAAUUUAAAGAACUAGUUACUCGUUGGUUCACUUCUGAAUUUCAGAGUACAUGUGCUGUAAAAAGAACGAGUCGUGAAAAGAUACACGAGCCUCAUGUUACGGGAACGAAAUCAUUUGCCAGACUUGCUCAUGAAAUGGCAAUAAAUAAUAAUGGUGUAUACCCAUCACGAGGAGAAAUGUAUGUAACAACCCGCACUCGUAAAGAUGGAAGUAUUGUUGAUGAUAAAGUUGUUGAACUUGUGGCUUCAUUGAAAGCUAUUGGAAGUGACUCCAUAAGCACACCUAGAGAUUCAAGUGAUAUUACAAAUGAUAACUACUCAAAGGUUAAAGGCCCAGAGAAAAGGGGGUAUGUUCGAUUAGUUGGAAGGAUUCCGGCUGCAAAAAAGAAUGGUGACUCUUCAUCAGAUUCACAAACUGUUCAUCAACUAAAGAGUGUUGUCAACGUUAUGGCAAACAUCAUCCAAGAACAUAUCCCUAAUGCAAACUUGUCUGCAGUUCUUAGAAAUAUGAACAUAGAGGUCCCUAGUAUUUCUUCGGUCCCUAACAAUUCUAUAUCAGUUAACCAGAUAUCACCAGUAAGAAGUCAGGAUAACAAUGGUAACCACUAGUGUCAUUGGUAAGAAAGAGUUUACACGAGGAUCACAUUACUUCCAUGAAGAUUUUGAGAGAGAUUUAAGACCGUAAUGAUUUUUUGUGUUUUAUGUUAGAUUUUUAGACUUAAAUCGACACUUAUUAGGAAUUUGUUUCCAAACAUUUGGAACGUUUUUGGAAGACGAUUUAACUUUUAAUUGAAAUGAUGG